AUGCUCUUGCCCUCCAAGAAGGACCUUAAGAUUGCCCUGGAGGUUUUUGCUCUUUUCCAGUGGGUCUUGAGUGCCUUUAUUAUGGGAGUCACCGCAGGCUUUGUCAACCUCUACCUGGUGCUGUUCACGCCCUACUGGCCGGUCACUGUGCUCAUUCUCACCUGGCUGGCUUUCGACUGGAAGACCCCCCCCCCCAGCAAGCUUUUGAAGACUCAUGAUAUCUCCCCCAACCACAACUACAUCCUUGUGUGCCACCCUCAUGGGCUUUUUUCCCACUCAUGCUUUGGCCACUUUGCCACAGACACCUCAGGCUUCUCCAAGAUCUUUCCUGGUAUCACUCCUUAUAUGCUCACACUGGGAGUCUUAUUCUGGGUGCCGCUUCUCAGAGAUUAUGUCAUGUCUUCAGGGGCCUGCUCUGUGAGUCAAGCCUCCAUGGAUUUUGUGCUCACACAUAAAGGCACAGGCAACAUGCUGGUUGUGGUGGUUGGUGGCCUGGCUGAGUGCAGAUACGGCUUGCCAGGCUCUACCACCCUGGUCUUGAAGAAUCGGACUGGCUUUGUACGCAUGGCCCUUCGUCAUGGGCAGCCUGGGGUAGACAGUGGGGCCCUCACACUUAGCCCGGAUCUAGGCCCAGCUAAGUCACGGGCCGAGAAGCCUAGAGGCAGACCCAAGGGCCGCUGGUAG
Messenger RNA from Callorhinus ursinus (northern fur seal), 684 nucleotides. Lineage: Eukaryota; Metazoa; Chordata; Mammalia; Carnivora; Otariidae. The record is from RefSeq and is a predicted model, not a curated record.